CUCCUAGACUGUUUUGUCAUCCCAGUGGUGAUACUGCUCUCCUGGUUCUUCUUACUGGUACGAUACAAGGCAGUACAUUUCAUUGGGAUCGUGGUCUGCAUUCUGGGUAUGGGCUGCAUGGCAGGAGCAGAUGUCCUUGUUGGGAGACAGCAAGGAGCAGGUGAAAAUAAACUGAUAGGGGAUCUCUUAGUACUGGGCGGAGCAACGCUAUAUGGCAUCUCAAACGUUUGUGAGGAGUACAUCGUCCGAAAUCUGAGUCGAGUGGAAUUCCUGGGCAUGAUUGGACUCUUUGGCUCCUUCUUCAGUGGAAUUCAGCUUGCAAUCAUGGAACACAAAGAGCUGUUGAAAGUUCCCUGGGAUUGGCAAAUAGGCUUGUUGUAUGUCGGCUUUAGUGCCUGUAUGUUUGGCCUCUACAGCUUUAUGCCAGUGGUCAUAAAGAAAACCAGUGCUACUGCUGUCAACCUCUCCCUGCUGACAGCUGACCUGUACAGCCUCUUCUGUGGAUUAUUCCUCUUCCACUACAAGUUUUCAGGACUUUACUUGUUGUCAUUCUUCACUAUCCUUGUUGGGCUGGUGCUCUACUCCUCCACGUCCACCUACGUAGCCCAGGAUCCUCGGGUGUACAAGCAGUUUCGAAAUCCUUCAGGACCUGUUGUAGACCUGCCAGCCACCGGCCAGCUGGAGCCUUCGGUCACCUACACCAGCCUGGGGCAGGAGACGGAAGAGGAGCCUCAUGUUAGAGUUGCUUAA
Molecule: messenger RNA, 750 nt
Organism: Eurypyga helias (sunbittern)
Lineage: Eukaryota; Metazoa; Chordata; Aves; Eurypygiformes; Eurypygidae
Gene: SLC35F1
Product: solute carrier family 35, member F1
Exons: 5
Biological process (GO): transmembrane transport
Cellular component (GO): membrane
Molecular function (GO): transmembrane transporter activity
Source: RefSeq, a predicted model, not a curated record